AUGGAUGUGAAAUAUGCCAAAGCUAUUCAUGAAUCUACUUGCGUUAUCAAAAAUGCCGACCUCAAUGGGUUCAAUCCACAUAAAUUAUCAGAAUUUUCAUUAGAAUUCAUUCGUGCACUGAUCUGCUCCUACAAUUUUUACAAAAAAUCCACGAAUCCUCAAAGCCUAAAUCAAAGUGCUGAAUUGUUGAAGAUUAUUUCUGUAUUUCAACGUACCUUACUUAAUGAAACAUACUUGGGUGUACUAAAGGGAAUCGAUUUUCCACCAGAUUGCCUCGCUAAUCUUCUCGCUAAAUCUGCUAGCUUGGCCACAACUGCUGAAGAUAUUGAUCUUCUCCUUGCAUUUCAUGGCUGGAAAUUUGUUUCACAGCUUCUCGCGUCUUUUCAUGUUCAAAUUAAGGAAGCUUUUCUAGAAAACCUUUACAGUUGCAAUGGAACUCCAAUUUCAGAUGAAUUCAUUUCUUCGUUGUUGCUUUCUUGCAAACGGCUUUUUAUUAAAUGCAGCGCCGACUCUGAAAGUCAUGGUUUAGAGGAGAAUGGAGAACCGAAAUGGCGUGGCAAAUUAAAACUCAUUGCUUUUAUAUGUCGUCUUAUGGUCGGUUGCUUGCAACAAUUUCAAUCUGUUCUCUUUCUUACCACUGAGAAUUACACACACAGAAGGGUGAUCGACUUUAUAUCAUGGAUAAUCGAAGUGCAAUUUGCUGGAGGGCUUUUCAGCUCGGGCACAGGAUUAGAUGAGAAUUUUCUGAAGGAGGUUUCUACGUCCCUAUUUGUGGCCUCAGAAAUGAUCCUGAAGUGCAUCUGUCAGAUUGAAUCCGAUUCUGGACACGAGGCUUCAUCAGCUACCAAGGCUCUUGUUCUUACUAAUUUAACUCCCCUCGUCAAUUGUAGGAUUCUCUCGAAAGUCUUGGUCAACCUUUCUAAACGCCAUGAUCCAGCUGUCUUCAAACUAUGGUUGUCUGAGGAAUUUAAUGCCUAUGCAGAGUUCUUUACCAACCUGGAUGCAGCAUUUGCUGAUUGGAGACCUUAUGAAACUGUGUCGAAUGCGUCGGCCUUUCACGUUCCACGAUUCCUAAAUUUCAAAACUGAUCAAAAACACCUUUCCUCUGCUGUGGAACAAUUUCUUACAACGUUGACUGUCGAAAUAUCGAAAUCAGUUCGAAAUUUGCCCCAUGAAUUCUUUGGCUACUUGGAGACCGCACUUUUGGAAAGUGUACUGCAUGCAUCUUCAGUUGUCUCAAUUGUGGCCCAAGAUAUCUGGUGUUUCGUUGUUAGAUAUGGAAGUGCAGAGCUUUGCUGGCAAUAUGUGAUACUUCUGGGCAAUACGGUGCUCUGCUUAGCAGAAAAGUACCACUCCACUCCUCAAACAGGUCAUCCUCCGCUGGAACAGAUGUCUCGUCUUGGUGGUCUCCUCUCUCGAUUCCUCAUUUUUCUUACUGCUCGUCAACAAGUAAGAAGUCGGCUUUAUCAUUUUUGA
This is a messenger RNA of Rodentolepis nana, 1476 nucleotides long. The record is from the annotation of a GenBank genome assembly. Lineage: Eukaryota; Metazoa; Platyhelminthes; Cestoda; Cyclophyllidea; Hymenolepididae.